Molecule: messenger RNA, 1746 nt
Organism: Kluyveromyces marxianus DMKU3-1042
Lineage: Eukaryota; Fungi; Ascomycota; Saccharomycetes; Saccharomycetales; Saccharomycetaceae
Gene: HRP1
Product: Hrp1p
Exons: 1
Coding region: 1-1746 (581 amino acids)
Molecular function (GO): RNA binding
Source: RefSeq, a predicted model, not a curated record
AUGAGUUUGUCAGACGAAGAAGAUUUCAACGAUAUCUAUGGUGAUGAUAACACCGCUCAAACCACGAGUUCGAGCAAUGCUGCGAACAACGAGUCUAAACCAUCAACUAAUACAACUACUACUACCUCUACAGAUAAUAAUCAAAGUAAUCAAAAUAAUAACGUUAGUAAUAGCACUAAAGAUGAUCAAAAUGAUCAAGCUUCAGCUGCGAAUAACGACACCACUAGCAGCAGUACCAACGCUACCUCUCAACUUGACCAGCUAGCGGCCUUGCAGGCACUAUCGUCUAAUCUAUCACAAUUGCAACAGCAAGUAUCGUCAUCGUCAAAUAAUGACAAGACUGAUUCAAGUGCUGCUGCUACUUCUAAUUCCAGUGCUGCUACUGCUACUGCUCCAAACACAGGGUCCGACAUGCCUCAGAUGCCUCAGAUGCCCCAGAUGCCCCAGAUGCCUCAAAUGCCAGGUAUGCCGGAUAUGUCACAAUUGCAACAAUUGCAGCAGACAAUGUCCCAAUUGCAACAAACAGCCUCCCAACACGAGCCAAAGACCAUUAAAGCCGAUUUGUCUCGUGACAUAAACAAGAUGUUCAUUGGUGGACUCAACUGGGAAACUACUGAGGAUGGGCUACGUGACUACUUCAGCAAGUACGGUACCGUUGCUGAAGUCAAGAUCAUGAAGGAUACUGCUACCGGUAGAUCUAGAGGUUUCGGUUUCUUGACAUUUGAAAACGCCUCCAGUGUUGAUGAAGUCGUAAAGACACAGCAUAUUCUUGAUGGUAAGGUUAUUGAUCCAAAGAGGGCCAUUCCAAGAGAAGAACAAGACAAAACUGGUAAGAUUUUCGUUGGUGGUAUUGGUCCAGAUGUUAGACCAAAGGAAUUCGAAGAGUUUUUCUCCCAAUGGGGUUCCAUUAUCGAUGCCCAACUAAUGUUGGAUAAGGAUACAGGUAGAUCUAGAGGUUUUGGUUUUAUUACUUAUGAUACUCCAGAUGCAGUUGACAGAGUGUGUCAAAAUAAGUUCAUUGAAUUCAAAGGUAAACAAAUUGAAAUCAAGAGAGCCGAACCAAGACAGUUGCAAAAGCAAAAGCAACCUCAGAUGUCUCAACCAAUGGGUGGUCAAGGAUUUGCUAACCCAAUGCAACAAUACCAAAUGUUCCAAAACCCUAUGAUGGCUACUGGCUUCAACCCAAUGAUGGCCGCUGGCUUCAACCCACAAUCGAUGAACGAUUACUAUACAAAGAUGCAAGAAUACUACCAACAGAUGCAACAGCAAACUGGUAUUGAUUAUACACAAAUGUUCCAACAACAAAUGCAACAAAUGCAGCAAAUGAUGGGCAUGAUGGGCGGUGCCGCACCUGCUGGCCAACCUGCACAAAGCGGUGCCGGCUCUCCACCAAGCCACUCUUCCACACCUCAACAUAACGAUGAUAGCAACGGUAUAACCACUAUAGGCGGCUCUAAUAAUGGUAGCGGCAGCAAUAAUGGUCAGGAAUCUGGGGACGAUUCAAGAUUUGAAAAUUCAUCCUCCCAUCGCGAAGAUUCACGUCGUUCAGGAGGAAAUAGAUUCUACGACCGUAACUCGGAUCGGAACAGUGGCUAUGGUAAUUCUAACCGUGAUCGUGACUCACGUCGUGGUCCAUCAUCGAAUUAUCGUAGUGGCGGCGGCCGUGAUCGUGACUCACGUCGUGGAGACCGUGGAUACGGAGGUAAUGGCAGAGAUAGACGUGGCUACCAUCCAUACGCAAGGUAA